AUGGCUGCUGUUGUGCUCCCCCAGACACCUCGUUUGAAGCUCCCAAAGAUAUCCCCCUACUUUCCCAAGCCUCUGGUUGACCCCGAUUCGUGUCUCCCUUUUCCGCCCAUCGAUGCGCCAUCUUUUGGAUUAGUCCAAGAACAACUUGCCCACGAUCCUUUCCGUCUGCUGAUUGCCACCGUAUUUCUGAAUCGUACCCGUGGGGGCGUUGCGCUGCCAGUCCUGUUUAAGGUCUUUGAUAGAUUUCCCACCGCGGAAGCGAUGGCUUCGGCGGGACCAUCCAACCUGGCUGCCAUGAUCCACUGUCUCGGAUUCCAAAACCAGCGCGCAAAGAAGUGUAUCACUUUAGCCCAGACCUGGUUAACCUGCCCACCCACGAAAGGAAAACGCCACCGCAAGCUUCAUUACCCCUGCAAGCAAGACGGACGUGAUGUCGGCCCGGAUGAAACCAUUUCUGACGAUGACCCUCGCGUUGCCUGGGAGGUGGCUCAUCUACCUGGCGUCGGACCUUAUUCCCUGGACAGCUGGCGGAUCUUCUGCCGUGACGAACUUCGAGAAUUGGCGUUGGACUGGAAAGGAAACGGAGCUGCAGCGACGGACUUUGCACCAGAAUGGAAGUCGGUGGUGCCGCAAGAUAAAGAGCUGCGAGCGUAUCUGACAUGGAUGUGGCUAAAGGAGGGCUGGGUGUGGGAUCGCCACACGGGGAAGAGAACACUGGCGAGCGAACGGGUAAUGCGAGCUGCACGCCGGGGGGGAAUUGCUCAUGAGGAGGACGGAAAUUGGGUUCUCGAGAUGUCGCCGGUGAAGAAGGCUGGGGAAGAGAGCAGGAACCAAGGGGUUGAAAGGACGAAAGACAUCGCUUUCUUGCCACUAAAUGACCGAGAUCGCGAUAGGGACCGAGAUAGAAAAGCUUCCUCAUCUUCGACCCUCUCAUCCAAAUCCAAACAACGCAAGACUCGCCCGUCCCACGGACCGACCACCCGCACGUCAACCAAGGAACGCGACCCAGACGCUCCCACGGGACGCUCCUCAACUCCUACAUCUAGAUCCAAUUCCCGCACAAAGCGUCGGUCCUCCAUGCCUGGUGUCGAUAGCGCCAGCCGCACCGGCACCGCCUCGUUCCUCGAGUCGAGGACUAGUCUGCCGUACCCCACAUUCUCCAAGGCUCAUAGCAAGGAAGUCGUCGGCAAACCGAGUAUUCCCACGCCAGAUCCGACCGACCUGACAGAGGGGGGUAAAGAGGGUACCAAUGGAGAGAGUAACAACAACAACAACAACCAAGCGCCCCCUAGUCCUCCAUUGACAAGCGUGGACCAGCAAUCACACAAAGGAAGCACAGUUGGCGGGAAAGAAGAGAAGGGGCCGGAGGAGAAACCAGAGAAGCCAAAGACCAAGAUCCGGAUCAGAGCAGAGUCCACGCGGUCGUCCUCGAGUCUGCGGUCGAAGACGGAGGGAUCCAAGACGAGCAAGCCAACACGAUCGGACACUACGAAAUCAAGGGAUCUGCCGUCCCGGACGGCCAUUGUGGAGGAAGCGUCUGCGCCUAAACGAUCGUCCCAUCAUGCCACUCCCCCUCGCUCCCCGGCGACGGUGCCAAAUGGGUCAGAGGCCACUAUUGGACCGCCUCACCAUCCAGAAAAACCGCCCUCACGCACCCAGAACCGCUCGUCAAUGUCUUUUCGGACAUCUGGGACUCGUACCCCGGCUGAGGCUGCAUAUGACUAUGGACGCCCCCCUACGGCGAGCUCUGCCUAUGUGCCAGUUACGAUUCCGAAGGUGGAUUAUCUCCUCCAGAAUGGUGGCUUGAAUCAUCAAGUUCCCAAGUCGCUGCUUGGCUCCGCCGCUUCAGAAACGUUACCGUACGCAUCCUCGCAGCCUCCAUCUGGGGCCGGCCAGAUUUUUGAGCCGUUCAACCGACUUCUCGAGGAUUACCAUAAAGUCAUGACCAAAAAUGGCUCGCUCGCGGUUGCCACCGGUUAUCGAUCUGUCGCGCGGCCUGUGUUUGCCCGUGACAUCUCCUCUGAAUGUUGCCAGUGCCGGAUGUGUGAGCAUGAGGACUGGGGCGAGGUACUGGAACUCGUCUCUGGCCGUCGGGAACUUCCUAGCUGGCCGGCUUUCAUACUGAAUCCUUCUGUGGAACACGUUCCCAUGCAGAAACUAGACAUUGACGUGCCGGAGGAGUAUCGAGAUCACUUUAUUCGACAAUCGCGCAAGACAAAGGUCGCUUCCGGCCAGGCCACGAGCGCGCCCGAGGAAGUUGAUGACGAGACCCUCACCUUUGCUAUCUUGACACAUUUAGGACCCGAGGAGCGUUCACUUUCUACUUCACCUACUCCGCGGCCCGAGGGACAACCGCGCCCCCGACCUGCGCCACUGAUGUCAUCGUCACUAGCUAUCCAGCGGUUGUAUCGAUUGACGUCCGCUCCGCGCGACCCCGAAGCGGCUAUCUACAUGCUGAACAACCCGGGCAUGCACCACUGGGACAUCUUGAUCUCGGGUCGCUUCGAUGGUUUCCUACGGAGUGGCUCGACACCUCCACGCUGGAGCCACAGCCGAUCCAACACCCCAUUCACCACCGGCGGAAUCUCUCGUGGCCCGACCCCUAGUCAGCCAUACGGCACGUCCCCAUCGCCUGCACCCGCUGCAUUCGGCGGCCCAAUUGCCCUGGAUGAGGAGAUGGAGAUUGCCGCAUUGGCAGAGAUUGAGCGGGACAUCUACCUCGGCAUGGAGGCACUCGAAGACGCGUUUGAGGCCCUCCACUGCAAGGCCGAGGUAGUACGCCGCGCCCUCCGUGAACGUGGUGCGGGACUGUCGAUUGCGAACCAGAACCGUCGCGGUUCCUACGUCGAGGCUCGUUUGGGAACCCCCGCGUCCGGAUUGGGCGUAUGGGACGACGGCGACGACGACUUUUUGGAUGAUACCGUCUCAUUGGCCCCGGAUGAUUCGGCCAGCAAUAUCAGUUCCAACCGCCGACGUCGGCCAAAACGCCGCACGGAACGGCGGACGCCUGCGCCUGUCGAAGAGGAAGACGAGGAAGAAUACGACAGUCGACGAGGCUCACGGCGAAGAUGA
Messenger RNA from Aspergillus sclerotioniger CBS 115572, 3072 nucleotides. RefSeq lists its product as uncharacterized. The record is from RefSeq and is a predicted model, not a curated record. Gene Ontology annotation, biological process: base-excision repair. NCBI's taxonomy places the organism in Eukaryota, Fungi, Ascomycota, Eurotiomycetes, Eurotiales, Aspergillaceae. The transcript has 15 exons. The coding region runs from base 1 to 3072 and encodes 1023 amino acids. Gene Ontology annotation, cellular component: nucleus. Gene Ontology annotation, molecular function: DNA binding; catalytic activity.